ACGAUUGUGUUACAGAGGAAUGAAGUUCCUGUUUCGCCAACCGUCGUCUGAUCUGUUAUUUAAUUGUCAAUCGUUAACCAGCGUCUUCCAAACAGCGUGUCAAGCACACAGACUCGGUCGUCGGUGAUGCACUGCACCUGCUGCUGCUGAACCGCUGCUGUUUGUCGCCGCAGACGCCGCCACCUAUCCCGGUUCUUGCCCGGCGAUUUUUCGUCAGUGAAAUCGAUUCACCCUAAUGGCCGCCAACAAUUAUUUCGGAUUCACUCACGGAGGCACCCAAUACGCUACUGCAACUGGAUAUCAGCCUCCCCCACAAGCUGGAUAUGCCGUACCACCGGCUACUUAUACAACUCCACGAGCUGCUGCAACUGCAUAUGAUGUAGCAUCCUAUCAAACAGCUGCUGCGACACAAUCUGCUUAUGCAAAAGCAGCUUACAAUAGUGCAGCAUAUGAUACCAGACAAAACGCUUAUGCACAACAAGCCUACCCCACUCAGCCACAAUAUGCACCAUACCAAGCCGUUACUACAUACACUACAGGAGUUGUUCCAAAGAAACAAUGUCAAGCUAAUGCAGCUGCAUAUGCUACUAGUUCUGCCAUGCAACAAAAAGUCACAUAUCCAAUCCAGUCUGCAGCCGUUGCCCCUAACCAGACUACAAAUAAAGCACCUGCUGUUCCAGGAUAUGAAGCCGUCUACUCUAAUACAAAUUUUCCUACCCAAAAUCAAAAUCAAAUACGACCUAAUAAUGCACAAAAAAGACAGAACUGGUUUAAAAAAAGUACUACUGGUUUUUCUGGAGGUGCUAAAGGUGGCAAUAGGCUAGGUUUUGCAAGCCGAUCUCAGGAAAUUCAUUAUUGCGAAGUCUGCCGUAUUAGCUGUGCUGGAACUCAAACUUAUAAAGAACAUCUUGAUGGCCAAAAACAUAAGAAGCGUGAAGCUAAUUCAAAGUUGUCCACUGUAAAUGUUAACAAACCUUCAAAUAAUCCAGCCACGAAAGUGUUUCACUGUGAUCUCUGCGAUAUUUCUUGUACAGGUGCUGAUUCAUAUGCAGCACAUUUAAGGGGUUCAAAACAUCAGAAAGUUCACAACUUGCAUACAAAACUUGGUAAACCAAUUCCACCACCUAAUACUGACACUGUAGUUGUUACUAAAUCUGCUACACCCAAAGUGAAUUUUAUUGCAGCUGGAAAAUUGGGGACAGUUGUUCCAAAAAUUGAAGCUAAUGUUUCUCCAGUCGUUACCGUUAAAACUGAAACUAAAAGUCUACCUCCUGUUAUAACUCCUAUUAUAACAGGAGAAACUGAUGUUUUACUGGUUGGAAUGGAAUACAUAGAAGAAAUAAAAGAUGAGACCGGUAAAAUGGUGAGUUUCAACUGUAAAUUAUGUGAGUGCAAAUUUAACGAUCCCAAUGCUAAAGAAAUGCAUAUGAAAGGUCGAAGACAUAGACUUUCUUACAAGAAAAAAGUGGAUCCUAGUUUAAUAGUAGAAUUAAAGCCUAGUUGGUUUGAAGCUCGUAGAAUGCAAAAAGACAAGCAACAUGAUGGUACUAGAGUAAGAGAUGACAGGUCUAACUUUUGGGCUGAUCGUUUUAUGGAUAUGGAAGAUAGAUUUUCAUGGGAAGAUCGGAGACGCUAUCAAGAAGAAGUUGAGUAUUACGAUUGGUAUAGGUCUGUUGGACCAAGAAACAUGAGUAUGGGACCUCCACCACUGUUUGGUCCACCAGCAAUGAUUGGUGCUCGACCACCCCCUCCUCAUAUGAUGAAGUUUGGGAUUGGAAUGAGACCUCAAAUGCAUAAUUCAAUGCGUCGCUACGAUACUGUUGAUGAUAAACAUAUUAUGGCCAAGCACUCAAGUCUUUUCCCUAAGCAAAAUUCCUUAAAAACUUUACAAAAAGCCAUUUCAGACACAGAAAAAGCACUGAAACUUGCUGCUGAAGAAUUGGUGAAAACUGUUACAGAAGUAGUUGUUCCAGUCCCUGAAACAGAAAUUGUAAGUGAGAGUACAGAAGUAAAAAAAGAACCAACAAAAAAGGCAACAACUGCAAAAGAAGAUGGCCGAGAUGGCUCAAUGUUUACUUUUACUACUGAAAAAGAUGAUACUAAAAUAAUAAAGACAAUGACUGGUUCUAUGCGUGUUGGAGCACUUUCCAAAGGGUUAUUAUUAGUUAAUGAAAAUGAGGUAGACUUAGUAAUCAUAUGUUCUGUACCUCCAACUGUAGCAUUAUUAAACUCAGUUGUCACUAUUUUACCAGAAAAAUUGAAGAUAGUUGCUAAGGAUGAUACAUAUACUGUGAAUAAAGAUGAAGCAACAGCAAAAUUAACAGUUGAGAUCAUUUCAGAUGAAGAAAAAUAUGUUGUUAAUGUCACCCUUACCUCACCUUCUAUAAGAGAGGCUAUUUUGAGUGCAGCUGAAGGAGAAAGCCAACAGACGGAACCAGUGGCCAUUGUGCCUGGCGAACACGUUUUGGACAAGACAAAAUGUUUGGAAGCAUUGGCUGCCAUCAGGCAUGCCAAAUGGUUUCAGGCUAGAUUGGCUGUAAUUGCUAAUGGACCUUUGAUCAUACGUAUUUUAAAAGACUUCAUCAUGCGAGAACCUAAAUGGCAUCCUUUCACCUCAUGGAUGUUGGAACUGUUUGUUGAACGUGUUUUAACUAGUGCCUUUCCUCCCAACUCACUCAAUGCUGCUGCUGGUUUGAGCCCCGCUGAAUCAUUGAGGCGUUUCUUAGAAUCAAUUGCUAGUGGUGCCUUAUUGCCAGGGGCAACUGGUAUCCAUUUAGUUGACCCAUGUGAAAAAGAUCCUGUUGAUGCUUUGGCAUCACUUACAGUGCAACAACGAGAGGACAUAACACUGUCUGCUCAGAAUGCGUUGCGAUUGCUAACCUUCAGACAAGUGAAUAAAGUACUUGGAAUGGAAAUGCUUCCAAUUAAACAACAACGUUUUACUCGCAAGCGACGUCGAGAAGGUUCAACUAGUGAAGGAAAUGAAACAGAAGAUGUUGGUGAAAAUAAGAAGAAAGACAAAAAAGAAGAUGACAGUAUAAGUCAGAAUCAGACAAAUGAUACCAUUGAUACUGCCGAUGAAAUUUCAAAUGGUGUAGUGGCUAAAAUGGAAACUGAGAAGAUUGAUACUAAAUAGUGUGUAAAAAAA
Myzus persicae (green peach aphid) is the source of this 3148-nucleotide messenger RNA. It is a transcript of the gene Zn72D, whose product is annotated as zinc finger RNA-binding protein. The record is from RefSeq and is a predicted model, not a curated record. Gene Ontology annotation, cellular component: precatalytic spliceosome. Bases 236 to 3136 code for a protein of 966 amino acids. Lineage: Eukaryota; Metazoa; Arthropoda; Insecta; Hemiptera; Aphididae. Gene Ontology annotation, molecular function: single-stranded RNA binding; double-stranded RNA binding; zinc ion binding. The transcript is spliced from 19 exons.